Molecule: messenger RNA, 1355 nt
Organism: Bursaphelenchus xylophilus (pine wood nematode)
Lineage: Eukaryota; Metazoa; Nematoda; Chromadorea; Rhabditida; Aphelenchoididae
Source: the annotation of a GenBank genome assembly
AUGACGCUGCCCAAGAUCUCAAUCAUCAUUUUGUUAUGCUGUGCAUAUGCCGUAGCGGAUUACUCGUUUCAUUAUGGAUUCAGUGAGUCAAACAAAACCGUAACUGAAAUCUUAAACAUCUUUUAGCUUCUAUCUUUGAUGACCCGUUUUUUGAAUUCACACUGGGAAAUGAGAGCCGGCCCAUAAAGGUAUUGCUGGACACAAAUCGGCAGUUUUCUUGGGUUUUCAAUGGAAGUUGCAACUAUCGAAACGCUUACUGCACAAAUAAUACGCAUGCUUAUACGUAUCAUGCAGAGUAAGUUUGGCUUCAGAAAGGAGCGUCGAGGCGUAGUUCCAAUGGCAUUUUUCCAAGUUGUCCACUAUUCCGUUUUCAGAAAAACAGGCGGCCGUGAGACGGACUUCUUGUUCAGGGACCGAUUCCGGAGAUACCGAGAUUUUGCCGGCACCCUUUUCGAGGACACCAUCAAGUUUGGCGAUAUUGAACUACCAGUAAAAUUGGGAGUCAUAACACGAGGAGACACGAGAUUCACUUUCAGAUAUGAUGGUGUUUUCGGCCUUGGAAUCGGUGAUUCGGAGACAAGUGUGGUCAAGGAUAUCAUGAAGAAACUAUCCGUAAAACAGAUCACUAUUCAAGAAGGUCAUUAUUACAUGAGUCGGGUAAGAAUUUACAUUAGUAGGAAAAUUAGACUUUGUUUUCUUUCAGCCCGGCAGGGGAUACGACUUCUGGUCUGAUGGAACAAUUACUUUCGGCGAAUACAAAGGCAACCUGUGCGAGGAAUUCACAUAUGUCGACGCAUUGAGUGAGGGUGGAUGGAGAUUCAAAACUGAGUAAGUUAGAAGGCACAACACUCAGUUGACAAGAUAAAAAGUAUCUUAAAUUACUCAAAGAUACAAUUUAUUUAUGGCGUACAUGUAUUUUCCAUUACAUUUUUAGUAUCAAAGUUGGGAAGGAGACUCUUAAGGAUCAAAUCGUCGGACUACUUCCCGGUCGUUACACCGAGGUUCCCGAUAAAAUACGCGACAAAUAUUACAGUGAGCAUUCCGCUAAGGACGAGAAAAAUUUCCAUGAUAUUGGAUUCUCGAUCGGAAACCAAACUUACAAAACGACCGCCAAACAAUUCUCUUGGUACUACGAUCCGGACAAGACUUACAGUGCUCGAAUUGACUCGUCGUAUCCAGAAUACGAAUAUGAUUUUGCGUUUGGCAGUGAUUUUCUCCAGAAAUAUUGUGUUGCCCUCAGGGUUGAUGACAAAUUCGAGAAAUACCAGAUUGGAUUCGCGCAGAAUAAUGACUCGGUUCAAGUUGUCAGCAGUAUUUUAUUGAUGAUCUUUGGCGCUUUGUUCACUCGCUUUUAA